Sorghum bicolor (sorghum) is the source of this 1022-nucleotide messenger RNA. RefSeq lists its product as uncharacterized. Lineage: Eukaryota; Viridiplantae; Streptophyta; Magnoliopsida; Poales; Poaceae. Bases 1 to 663 code for a protein of 220 amino acids. The record is from RefSeq and is a predicted model, not a curated record. The transcript is spliced from 3 exons.
AUGGCCGCCGCCGCCGCCGCCACCACCGCGCAUGCGCGUCAUCACCUGAAGCUCGUCAUCGAUACCAACUCGCGGCGGGUGCUGUUCGCGGAGGCCAACGGGGAGGCCAUCGAGUUCCUGUACUCGCUCCUCGUCUCGCCCCACGUCUCGCUGCCGUUCGACGGCGCGACCUGGAACGCCUGCAUCGGCAACGUCUACGAGAGCGUCGACAAGCUCCGCGCGUUCGCGGCCGCCGCCAACAUCGGGAACGGGAACGGGAACGGCGCCGGCAGCUGCGGCUGCUACGUCGCGGACAAGAGCGGCGCCAGGUGCCCGUCCUGCGGAGGGGAGAUGGCCGUGGAGGUGCCGCGCGGCGACCCCGGGGCCAGCUGCUCCGACCCCUACGACGCCGGGGCAGCGGACUGGCCCGGCGGCAUGAAGGGGGCCGACCUGACGUGCAUGCUGAUGGACGACCUCAACGUCAUGCCGGCCGGCAGCGGCCUCUCGCUGGCCACCAGCUUUAUGAUGGGCUUCGUUGCCCCCGGCGUGCUCCAGGAGACGGUGGUGUGCCUCGGCUACACGGAGGCCAUGGAGAUUCUCGAGAUGUCGCUGCAGUCAAGGACCGUCCUCACCGACGUUUUCCUCUGCAAGAAGUCCCGUCGCUUUGGAAAGUCGCCUCAAUAAGCUGGCUGCCUAAACCCUAAACCCUAGUUGUGUUGGAUCGUUGGGGAUAUGGUGCAUGUGAAAUCAUCUUUUGGGAAUACGUUGGCAUGCCCAUCGUUAGAUUUAGCAUGCAUGUCCACCGUUAGAUGCUUCAAGACCAGGAGGAAGGAGCCUACAUAUAUAUAGUUCUUAGGUCUUAGCAAUUGUGGCAUAUUACCCACGACUACUACUACGUACCUAGCUAGAUGUAGUAUUCAAGACCAGAAGUAGUACUAAUUUUUGUACCGAACCAUGCAUGUUACUUUUGCUCACGACUACUUGGCGACGGGAAUUAGUACUUACUCCUACCUCUAUUAGCGUAUGAAUCAUAUAUUUCAUUC